GUACACUACAACAACUAGUCAAAAAUGCAAAGUCACAUACAUGGGCUGUAGAUUCACAUAAGCCAGUAUACAUUGGUGAUGCAGAGUCAACAUUACAUAACAAAAGGGCAUAUUGGAGAAAAGCAGCUUUGGGUUCUAAGAAAAUCACUGAAAUGUUUCUAGCAAAUGAAGCUACUAAGUCUAAUACAAACAAUACAAACAAUGAUGAUCUCACAUUUGAU
Messenger RNA from Funneliformis geosporum, 221 nucleotides. NCBI's taxonomy places the organism in Eukaryota, Fungi, Glomeromycota, Glomeromycetes, Glomerales, Glomeraceae. The record is from the annotation of a GenBank genome assembly.